Messenger RNA from Paralichthys olivaceus (Japanese flounder), 4378 nucleotides. It is a transcript of the gene wbp1lb, whose product is annotated as WW domain binding protein 1-like b. The record is from RefSeq and is a predicted model, not a curated record. Lineage: Eukaryota; Metazoa; Chordata; Actinopteri; Pleuronectiformes; Paralichthyidae.
CCAAUCGCGUCCCAGUCCGCAAAACCAGUGUAAAUCCACGCAACAGCACGUUGCGCACAUGGAUCGGGUUGAGGUGACCACGCCACACCCUGCGCACAGACGGAGGCAGGGCGGCUGCGGCUUGUGUAACAGCUGUACGAGCCAGUGGCACCGACAGCAACCAGUUGCGCCAGCACCGUGCGCCCAGCUGAAAUGUCCCGUACGCAGAGGAGGCGGCGCAUGCAGCGGCCUCUCAGCGCGACGGGGACCGACAACUAGUGGGGGAUUACUCGGACGCAGUUAAUGUACGACAGCGGUUACAUGUUCGUGUCGCCACCGCCGCUGUAGCCACUUCUCGGAGGAAUGAGAGGCCCGUGCUGGGCUGUGAAAAUGGGGCUUUUCCUGCACACUGUCGGCUCUCUCACCCCCACCGAGUCUGCGGUGGACAGGAGUCUGCUGCAUUGUGAAGGUGUUAAUAACCAGAGCUACAUCUGUGAAUCUGGACACUGCUGCGGAGAGUCUCAGUGCUGUAGCUACUACUAUGAGCUCUGGUGGUUUUGGUUGGUGUGGGCGAUCAUCUUCAUUUUGAGCUGCUGCUGCGUGUGCCACCAUCGCCGCACCAAACACCGGCUGCAGCAGCAACAACGGCAGCACGAGAUCAACCUCAUCGCUUACCGUGAAGCACACAACUACCCCUCUGUGCCCUUCUACUUCAGGUUUCUGCCAAACUACCUCCUGCCUGACUAUGAGGAGGUGGUCAAUAGACCACCGACUCCUCCCCCUCCCUACAGUGCCUUACACACAGGCCCAUCGUCAGUGGCUUCUAGUCCCUUGGCCUCUGAGCAGCAGGAGAGACACUGUCCAGCCAUCCAGCCUACUCCAGUGCCCCAGGUCUCUGAAAGUCUGUGUUGCAGACCCAGCACAGAGGAAGCACAACCUCCCACUUCAGACUUAAGGCCGAAGCCUGACAGCAAGCCAAUGCAGACACAAGAUUCAGGCGUGAUACUCCUCUCCGAUGGGCUCAGUAGGGAGGCACUCACCAGCCAGGAGAAAAGAAGCGGGGAUGGGGACGAGUCCUGCAAGGACGCCCUGCCGAAGGACCUGUCAGAAGGUUGUGCUGAGGACAAAGAUCGGCUCCCCAAUGGAAGGAGGAGGCGAUUCACAGGGGACUCUGGGAUUGAGGUGUGUGUGUGCAGCACACGUGGGAGCGGCAGUUGCAGUGGAGUAGGAGGGACGGGCCAGGAAGGCAAAGAGUUGAGGGAGCUGGAGAGCCUUCUUGGGCGCGAGGGACAUGGCGACAACGACGAGGAGGGGGAGGAGGAGGCCGGGGACUUCUGUGACAGCUGCGGUCAUCGGGCCUCCUUCAGCGCGGAGGAGGAGCAGGUGCUGGGCGGGCUGGAGAGGCAGGCCGCUCGUGGACCUUCAGGAUCUCCUCAGGCGGCUCAGCAGAUAGGCAGCGGCUCGCUCCACCCUCCUGUGUGCCUCCUCCUUCACACCAUCAACGAGCAGGAGGGGCCGCACCACAGCACCAGCACUGAGCUGCAGGGCUGAAACACAGCGGACACAGUGUUGUCAUAGAGGGAAGGAGAGCACUUAGGACAGGAUAUGGAGGCAUGUGCUUUUGUAUUUAAGUGUAUUAUGCCUCAAUGCUUUCUAAGUGAGUAUUUUUAUGAAUGUGUGCAUCUUAGAUAAAACAGGUGUGGAGGAAGCGGAAUCUCAACGGAAGCGAGUGAGAUCCAAAGGUUGAGAAAGCCUGCUCCUCCCCACACUGGAACAGUGGCCUUAACCUGUGUAUGUUGGGUUAGUUGGGCCAUAAAGCCCUCUAACAGCCUGUGGCAAUUGAGACUGCUCACAAACACACACAGUCUGUCAGAUGUCCGUCUCAUACAAUGGAAUCAACUGACAGUAAAAGACUUGAUAGCCGAAGCUGUGAUGUCAGAACAGGACGUUCACUGCCUAGGAUGAACUCAGCUCCUCCUCAAUGGGUGCUUGUAACAACUCUGCAAAGCCGCUCUUUACGUAAUGACAAAAAAUAAAAAAACACACCAAACCGGAACUUUUUGAAUGAGUGCAAUGUGGAAGUACCACAGUGUGUGUUUUUAUGCAAUCUGAUACUGUACAGGGACACCUGAACAAGACUGUGUGGGACGUCCUGUUUGACUCAUGCUUCUCAAGUGCUUUUUCAGCGAUUUAAAAACCGCUUUGCCUUGUGCCCAUUUUUGUUGUUCCUUAUCUGCCCUGCUAGUAAAAGAGUGUAAGUGCAUUAACAGAUCUUUAUGUGAGAGGUUCCUAUUUUGCACAAAAUGUAUUUAGCAUUUAGCAAAAAAAAAGUCAAACAAAUUUUUUUUCAUAAACUAAAAGUCUUAAAGGACCGAUAUGAAAGUUUUGCUUUUGCUACAUCUCCAACAUUACCAUUAACAGCUGUUUACUUACUAGCAGGCUUGAAGAAAUAUUUUAGGUUCAGCAUCAAACUUCAUUCCUCCCAAAGAGAGAAGUGGAAAGCAGAGCCAAUGUUAACUCUUGUUUUGCCUCUAUUUCUGUCACCUCAUGGCUUUCUGUUAGCGAGUCACUGUAGUGUCCAGUCUGCCCUGAAAAAGUAGUGCUGCUCAGAGGGCGUAGUACUGCCUUUCUUUUUCUUGUAAAUGCAACAAUUGCUAAAGCUCUUGGCUAGCGACCAUCACCACCAAACCAGGGCAGAAAAAACUAACAUAGCACCUUUAAAUUUUUGUUAAUUUCUUAGGGUUUUGUUGCCACAUCUGUAAGAAAUUGACUUUUGUGAAUUGUUUGUAUACAAUCAUUUUUCAACUUGAUUUAAUGAAUGUUUGUAGUAUGUGCCUACCCCAAAACAUGUAGAAUGUUGAUGAAUGAUUAGCUUCACUGAAAGUGAGAUUGUCAUAAAUCAGGUACUAAAACCAAGAAAAGAAUGUUAAGCUUCAGAGAUUACAACUGAGAUGGGCAACAUCAGACCUCAAACUUUUGUGUCAGUCACUUCAAUAGAUUACCACCUUCACCAGCUACACAGUAUAAAAACAAAGAUUUACACUCUUAAUGUUUCAUAUCAGCACAAUCUCUACCAUUCUCCACUCGUAGUAUCCAUUGAUUAAACAUAAGUAAUAGUUUCCAGCUAACUGAUUUUACCCACGAGUGAUUGAUUCUGUCUUUUUUUUUUAUAUAGGACAGGAAACCAUUCAUUUAAAUUGCACACAAAAUGUGUAAUAUUAAGCAUUGAACCACACAUGGUAAAACACAUUUUCUUUCAACAGCUGCAGUCACGGGUGUGGUGAAAGAAAAUCAUCUGUGAGAGAGAGAACAGAUAAAACAAUGUAUGUUUAGAUAAAAUAAAUAAUAAGAUAAUAACAAGCAAUGUGUGUAACCCUUCAUCAUGGAUAUGAAGCAAAUAUCAUUUAGAAAAAGCAUAGAAAUAAUCAAAAUUGAUUAUAAUGAAAGUGAUUUUUUCUGGAAAACCAGUCAGUUGUUCAAGCUUGAAUGUUUUAAAUCAAACCUCCUAAUCCAAACAUCACAAGAUAAUCAUUUUUCAUCAAUACUCAAAAUAUUGUUUGAUGACAAAUGUGCACAUGAAGAAUGAAUUGCCCACAGAGGAGAAAGUGGACGUGAUGUGUGAAUCUUUCACAAAGCAACUUGUGUUUUUGUUUGCCCACUCUCUGAAAUGUACUGGAUCUGGUGAUUCUAAAUGCUUUUGUGCUGUAGAAAUGUAGUUUUCAAUAUUGUGAUGUCUGCAAAGCACAAACGUGUAAGCCCCCGGCCUCUCAGAUUUAUAUUAAAUAUACCAUGAAUCAAUCAAACACAAGAUGUCUCCCAAAACCUCUAGCACAAGAUAAAAAACUGCAACCUUUUGUGAUAAUUGUGAGAUGACUGAAUUUUACUCAUUGAAGCCUGAACACACUAAAGUGCUUUUUACGCUUUUUGUGACCUAGAAAAAUGCAAUUGUGGCACAUGUAGUAAAAAAAUGACUUAUUUUUCAUAUCGGCUGAAUCCUUUAAAAAAUAUUCUAACUGUAUAAAAUGUCAAAACCACUUUUUGCAAAUUGAGGACAAUAUUCUCUAACAUGUUUGUGAACCAAAAUAGUUGCUUUCAUCAUUUUUAUGAAAUCAGUAGUUUUAUUGUUAUGGACAGAUUUUCUUUUGUCAUUUUAGGUAUUAUUGUUAUUAUUAUUAUUAUUAUUCUUCUGUUGAGAAAAGAUGUGUGAAGGGUACAUGUGACUAACAAUACACUAGAGUCUUUGAUAACAAGUUCAGGGGCAUCUCGCCAAAGACACUUUUUCUUUCUUUACCAGUGUGUAAGGUGGUUUUGCACAUAUUAUUUGAAUGUUCUGAUCAUAAGCCAUUAAUUACAAGUACCAAGAUGGAUGUAUGUUUAAUAAACAUACUCUUAUAAAUUC